Molecule: messenger RNA, 1446 nt
Organism: Brenthis ino (lesser marbled fritillary)
Lineage: Eukaryota; Metazoa; Arthropoda; Insecta; Lepidoptera; Nymphalidae
Source: the annotation of a GenBank genome assembly
AUGUUAUCCUCAAGAGCAAAUACCGUAACUUCUGAUGAAAGUUUCUUAACUCCUGUGUCGUCGGUCGGUGAUCUUAUGGCAUUGUCACCUCAAAGAACAAAAGAUCUUUCGGAACAACCUGACGUAACGAGUGAUCUCCUUACAGGUGAUGAGUUUGAUAGUGUAUGUGAUAUUACAAUGCAAGAAGUUCCAAUGUAUGAUGAUAUGUUAAUUGAUGCAAAUAGUUUAGAUUAUCUAGUUAAAUGUGCUGAAUCGAAUCGACAACACAAUCUAAUAGAUAGAGGUAAAGAAAGUCUAUUUGUUAAAUUUGAUCCCCUAUAUGCAAAGCAAAUUUUACAAACUGCUGAUUCUAUGGAACAAAACCUGCAAAUGCGUCCUUCAGAACAAGACACAGGUUAUGAAACAAGUAGUACAACUUCAAUCAUAACUGAUAAUAUAAUUGAAACUCCUAAACAUUCAAUAUCUGCUGGAACAGUGCUUAAAUGUGGAAAAGAAAAACCAACCCAAGUAGUUCCGCCUGUAGUAAGUGCUGAUCUCUCCAAGGCUAGUACAACACAAACUAAACCACCACCACCACCACUUAUACGCAGUGUUUCUGCUAUUUUAACAUCUAGUCAUGUAGCGACUGAGAGGUUGAUCAGUAUAUCUGGUAGUACUCCUCCUACAGCUGCUCCACGUAGCCCUCGUCAUAAACAUUAUGAAGCACCAGAAGUAGAUCGCUUACAAUCCUUAAGAGUGAUUUUACAGAAUCAGGACCAUGAAGUCUUGCAACUGCGACAAGAAAACAGAGAAUUGAAAUCUUCAUUGCAAGAUAUUCAACAUAGCUUUUCUAGAACUAAAAAUGACAUGGAGAGUAAAAUUAAAAAGUUAAUUGAGGAAAGAGACAUAUUACUAGAUAGAGAAUGCAAAUUAGUUCAACAAGUUAAUGACAAAACUUUGAGUAACAAACAGAUGUCUAUUGUUAUGGAAGAAUAUGAAAAAACAAUUUCUGCAAUAAUUGGUGAGCAACAAAAAGAAAAAAUACAAUCAAAAGAGAUUUUGGAUAAACUUACUCAGGAGAGAGACCAAGCGUUGAAUCACCUUUCAAGUAUGGAAAGUUCUUUUAAUGAUCUAUUGGCCAAAUAUGAGAAAUGCAAGAGUUUGAUUUUAGAAUCUAAGAACAGGGAAACAGUACUUAAUCUCAAAAUAAAUGAGUAUGAAGUAGGUAUGCGCAAAUAUGAGGAGUUGUAUAACAAUCUAAAACAGAUCACUGCAGAAAAUCUAGAUAAAGCUAACGAAACACUAGAUAAUAUAAAGAAAGCUCAUAAUGUAGAAAUCACCAAAAUGAAUGCUACAAUUAAGAAACAUGAAAUAAUGAUUUCUUCAUUACAAGAAUCAUUGGCACAGAAAACAAGGGAUAAUGAAGAAUUAACCAGAAUAUGCGAUCAACUUAUUAAUGAAGUUCGC